UCUCAGAAAGAAGAACCAAAAGAUAAAAAGAUGGAAAACUGGAGAGGAAAAAAUAAGAAAAUGAGAGGAUCAACUUGGAAAUCUAAUUGGAAUUCCAUGAAGAGACAUCUGUGGAACUAGAAAAGAGGAAAUUAUCAAAGAGGCAAAAAAAUUUCCCAGAGCCAUGAAACACACAUCUCUAGGUUGAAAGACCUACUGAGUGCCAGCAAAUGGAAAAAAAAAAAAACCUACAGUGAGGGACAUUACUGUGCUCUUUUAGAACAUCAGGGUUAAAGAGAAGCUCUGAGAGGAGGAAAGAUCAAAUACAAAGCAGGUCACCUGUAAGAAUAAACAGUGGUUCUCCCCUCCCCAGUGUGAGCCUCAGCAUCAGCAGCAUCUGGGAACUUGGUAGAAAUGCAGAUUCUCAGGUCACACCCAGGCCUACCGAAACGGAAACCCCGAGUGUGGGGCUCAACAAUCUGUGCUCCAAGAAGCCCCCCACUCCCAGUUCUGGUGCCUGUUGCAAUUUAAGAAACACUGGAGUUGAGAAGCAGAAUGGCCUCUGGCUCCUCAAACUUACAUCCUUGAGUGUUGUGAUAGGGUAAAACAGUCUUCAAAACCCAAAGGAACAUGGUUUCUAAUCUCAGCUUGGUACACGCCCAACUGUCAAUCCCGUAAAGACGUUUCCAAGUAUGAAAAAAAAAAAGUACCUCUACAGAUGGUUUCUUAGAAAGCUCAUGGAGGAUAUGCCCCAGGAAAAUGAGGUAGUAAACCAAGGAAGACUGGGCAGCCAGGAAUUGGGACUCCCCUAGGAAAGAAAUCCCCCAAAAGUGAGGCCAGGAUCUGUAAGAGGCUACAGUUUUAUAUGAUGAUUUUGUGAAGCCUCUGUAGCAAAUCUGGUCAUUUGCCGAAUUGUCAUCCAAAUGCACAACUCCUUAGAGCUGGAAGAGGACAUUUCCUUCCAUUUCCUCCCAUUGACAGAAAAUCAAGGUUUACAAAGUAUGGUAGAUCAAGACAUACAACUGGGAACAGAAUCAAAAUCUACUUGCUGGGGAGCUGUGGUAUGAACUGCUGCUUCAAAGAGAUCCUACUUUUGACAGGUUGAUUGAUGUAUGGAAUCCCACUUUUAUGUUUACUUUUUCUGGCUGGCAGCUGUGGUGGUCAUACCACUUUCUGAUGGAUGUAUGCAUCUUGAACCACCGUUGAGGUACAUCCUUAUGGGCCAAUCUAAAGCUUGAUCUAGAGUUUCAAGACUAAUUAAGACUAUUUGGUCACUUCAGCAUCUUGAAUCCAUUCACUUAAUCCUGAGUUUUGGGAACCAAAUAUGAAUCAGAGAUUUUCUUCAAUCACAAGUAAAUCACAAACUUAUGGGGAGACUCAAACUCACAGCUUAACCAUAGCAGUGGUUUGACCUGUGAAAAUGGCUGUGGAAGACCCUGCCUCAAAAGAGAGAGCUGGAAACAAGAUUGUGGAAAUAUUACCUGAACAUCUGAGACGGUUUCAGUCCCUCGAAACUUUGGACCUGAGUGGCAAUAAUAUUUCAGAGCUUAAAACUGCACUUCCACCCCUACAACUCAAAUAUCUGUAUAUCAACAGCAACCGAGUGACAUCCAUGGAACCUGGGUAUUUUGACAGUCUGGCCAACACACUCCUGGUGCUGAAGCUGAACAGGAACCGAAUCUCAGCUCUCCCACCCAAGAUGUUUAGACUGCCUCAACUGCAACACCUUGAACUGAACCGAAACAAGAUCAAAAACGUCGAUGGGCUCACGUUCCAAGGGCUUGGUGCUCUGAAGUCUCUGAAAAUGCAAAGAAACGGAGUGACAAAACUUAUGGAUGGGGCUUUCUGGGGGCUGAGCAACAUGGAAAUCUUGCAGCUGGACCAUAACAACCUAACAGAGAUUACCAAAGGCUGGCUUUACGGCCUGCUGAUGCUGCAGGAACUUCAUCUCAGCCAAAAUGCCAUCACCAGGAUCAGCCCUGAUGCCUGGGAGUUCUGCCAGAAACUCAGUGAGCUGGACUUAACUUUCAAUCACUUAUCAAGGUUGGAUGAUUCAAGCUUCCUGGGCCUAAGCUUGCUAAAUACACUGCACAUUGGGAAUAACAAAGUCAGCUACAUUGCUGAUUGUGCCUUCCGGGGGCUUUCCAGUUUAAAGACUUUGGAUCUGAAGAAUAAUGAAAUUUCUUGGACCAUUGAGGACAUGAAUGGUGCCUUCUCUGGGCUUGACAAACUGAGGCGGCUGAUACUCCAGGGAAACCGGAUUCGAUCCAUUACCAAAAAAGCCUUCACUGGUUUGGAUGCAUUAGAACAUCUAGACCUGAGCGACAACGCAAUCAUGUCAUUACAAGGCAAUGCAUUCUCACAAAUGAAGAAACUUCAGCAACUGCACUUAAAUACAUCAAGCCUUUUGUGCGAUUGCCAACUAAAAUGGCUCCCACAGUGGGUGGCGGAAAACAACUUUCAGAGCUUUGUAAAUGCCAGUUGUGCCCAUCCUCAGCUGCUGAAGGGAAGAAGUAUUUUUGCUGUUAGCCCAGAUGGCUUUGUGUGUGAUAGCAGAUCUGGAUCAAAAACCCAAGUUUUCCUCUCUCUGGUGCCGUCUUCCAUCUGCUGCACUACACUGCCGUUUACUAUUUGCUGCCACGGAGACCUUUGUAAAACUAAAUAUGAUUUUCCUAAACCCCAGAUCACAGUUCAGCCAGAAACACAGUCGGCAAUAAAAGGUUCCAAUUUGAGUUUUAUCUGCUCAGCUGCCAGCAGCAGUGAUUCCCCAAUGACUUUUGCUUGGAAAAAAGACAAUGAACUACUGCAUGAUGCUGAAAUGGAAAAUUAUGCACACCUCCGGGCCCAAGGUGGGGAGGUGAUGGAGUACACCACCAUUCUUCGGCUCCGCAGUGUGGAAUUUACCAGUGAAGGGAGAUAUCAGUGUGUCAUCUCCAAUCACUUUGGUUCAUCCUACUCUGUCAAAGCCAAGCUCACAGUAAAUAUGCUUCCUUCGUUCACCAAGACCCCCAUGGACCUCACCAUCCGCGCUGGGGCCAUGGCACGCUUGGAGUGCGCUGCCCUGGGACACCCGGCCCCACAGAUAGCCUGGCAGAAGGAUGGGGGCACAGACUUCCCGGCCGCGAGGGAGAGACGCAUGCAUGUAAUGCCCGAGGAUGACGUGUUCUUUAUCGUGGACGUGAAGAUAGAGGACAUCGGGGUGUAUAGCUGCACCGCUCAAAACAGUGCAGGAAGCAUUUCUGCAAAUGCAACUCUGACUGUCCUCGAGACGCCAUCAUUUUUGCGGCCCCUGUUAGAUCGAACUGUAACCAAGGGGGAAACGGCCGUCCUGCAGUGCAUCGCGGGAGGGAGCCCUCCUCCCAGAUUGAACUGGACCAAGGAUGACAGCCCUUUGGUGGUCACUGAAAGGCACUUUUUUGCAGCAGGCAACCAGCUGCUAAUCAUUGUGGACUCUGAUGUCAGGGACGCCGGGAAGUACACAUGUGAAAUGUCUAAUACUCUGGGCACCGAGAGAGGCCACGUGCGCCUCAGCGUGAUCCCCACCCCCACCUGCGACUCCCCUCAGAUGACCGCCUCGUCACUGGACGAUGAUGGAUGGGCCACCGUGGGCAUCGUGAUCAUCGCGGUGGUUUGCUGCGUGGUGGGCACGUCACUCGUGUGGGUGGUCAUCAUAUACCACACACGGCGGAGGAACGAAGAUUGCAGCAUCACCAACACAGAUGAGACCAACUUGCCGGCUGACACCCCGAGUUAUUUGUCAUCUCAGGGAACAUUAGCUGACAGACAGGAUGGGUACGUCUCCUCAGAAAGUGGAAGCCACCACCAGUUUGCCACUUCUUCAGGAGGCGGAUUUUUCUUACCACAACACGGCAGUAAUGGGACAUGCCACAUUGACAACAGCAGUGAAGCCGACGUGGAAGCUGCCACAGACCCGUUCCUUUGUCCCUUUUUGGGACCCUCAGGCCCUGUGUAUUUGAAGGGGAGUGUGUAUGGCUCAGACCCUUUUGAAGCCUAUCAUACAGGUUGUGGUCCUGACCCAAGAACAGCUUUAAUGGAACACUUUGAGUCCAGUUACAUAAAGAAGAAGGAGGGCUACCCGUGUCCUCAUCCUUCAGAAGAAUCCUGCGAGCAGAGUGUCAGUGAUACAGGAUGGCCUUCCCAUGUGAGGAAGUUACUCAGCUCUUCUUACUCUCAACACGAAGGACCUGGAAUGAACAACUUAUGUCUGAACAAGUCUUCGGCAGAUUUUAGUCCAAGUCCAGAGCCAGCAUCGGUUACUUUGAGUAAAUCUUUCAUGGGAACGUUUGGAAAGCCUCUGAGAAGACCUCACCUGGAUGCCUUUUCAAGCUCUGGACAGUCAUCAGAUUGUCAGCCAAGAACCUUUCACUUGAAAGCUCGUUCUUCCCCGAACUUGGACUGUGAGUCAGAGGAAGAUGGGAAAGAAAGGACAGAUUUUCAGCAAGAAAAUCACGCAUGUACCUAUAAACAGACCUUAGAAAACCACAGGACUUCAAAUUUUCAGUCUUAUGACUUGGACACAUAGACUGAACGGGACCAAGGAAGAGUUCUAACAUACUACCUCAAGUGGACUUUUAUUUAAAAGAGAGAGAAUCCUAUGUUUUUAAGUGGAGCUAUGAAUUUUAAAAGGAUAAAAUGUCUUAUUUAUACCAAUGGACCAAAAUUACAAAAAGUUAUAAAAAUUUUAUACUGGGAGUAACUUUCAUAUAAGAAUACCUUUUAAAACUAUUUUACUAUUUUAUAACUUUGCUUUAUGCAGAAAAUAUCUUAUGUAAAUUAAUGGUAUAAAUCCAUGACUAUUUUAUGUAUUUUUAUAAUGCCAGAUUCCUUUUUAUUGAAAAUGAGUACUAAAGCAUUUUAAACAAUAACUGUCUUGUACGUUUUUUGAAUAGAGGUCACUUCAUUUUAGUUUGCACAUUACAUUUAAUAAAUGUGUCAUUUUGACCCCAAGCCCCAUCUAUACGAGAACAAUCUUCAUUAUUUUCAACACAUUGUAGGCUUAGUGAUUUCAUAUUAUGACGUCUCACGUUGGUGAAAAUUGCAUUCAGCACGUUAAAAUAUGAACACAUGAUUGUUCUUCGUACCUCCCAGGGUGGUUGUAAUAUAGACUCAAACCAGGGAGCUCCAGAGAUCUGAGGUACACUAAUUUAUUUCUAACUCUACACAUGAAAAGAUGUGUUGUCGUCCAGUGUACUGUCGUACAACCACCAUUGCUGAAAUCACUGCUCACGCCACGUUUCCUUAAUUAUAAUAAUGCUUUAUGUCGUCUAAUGCUUUGUGCUUUUCCAAAUAGUUUCACAUCCACCAUCACUUUGAUUAUAACAAGAGUGGUUUAUUUCGCAUUUCUAUAGUUAAAAUGUCUAGAGCAGAUGUGGUGUUCAUCCUCUGUUCCAGGUUAUAAUGGGAUGCUGGUGGAAUUCUUUGCUGUGCUUGGCUUUCUCCUGAAUGAGCAGUUCUUACAGAAAAGGUACGCUUAAGCUAUUCUGCAACAUUCUUGAAGAAUUAAAAUAUUUUCCUAAUUUGGUCACCACAAUUCUACUUGUUAAAAACUGAGUAUCCAAUCUGUUACUUAAACGUAUACAGUUAUUUAAAAUACUUGUUUUAAGCAGUAUAUAGGUGAAAAUAUCAUUACAUGACUGGCCUAUAUACACAUACAAAAAAGAAUAUAGUCAUUUCCAAAAUUAAGUGACAUAGUUUGAAGUAAUUGAAUGAAACAAACAUUAAGUUUACUAAUUCAGACGGUGAAACUUUUUUUUCCCUUAUUAGCACUGAAGAAGUUCAUAUAGUACAUUAAACUUUAAAAUCUA
This is a messenger RNA of Aethalodelphis obliquidens (Pacific white-sided dolphin), 5804 nucleotides long. It is a transcript of the gene LRIG3, whose product is annotated as leucine rich repeats and immunoglobulin like domains 3. Gene Ontology annotation, molecular function: protein binding. The record is from RefSeq and is a predicted model, not a curated record. The transcript has 18 exons. NCBI's taxonomy places the organism in Eukaryota, Metazoa, Chordata, Mammalia, Artiodactyla, Delphinidae. The coding region runs from base 1400 to 4522 and encodes 1040 amino acids.